This is a messenger RNA of Lachancea lanzarotensis, 786 nucleotides long. It is a transcript of the gene RPN10, whose product is annotated as LALA0S18e00474g1_1. Gene Ontology annotation, biological process: proteasome-mediated ubiquitin-dependent protein catabolic process. Gene Ontology annotation, cellular component: cytosol; nucleus; proteasome regulatory particle, base subcomplex. Bases 1 to 786 code for a protein of 261 amino acids. Gene Ontology annotation, molecular function: polyubiquitin modification-dependent protein binding. NCBI's taxonomy places the organism in Eukaryota, Fungi, Ascomycota, Saccharomycetes, Saccharomycetales, Saccharomycetaceae. The transcript has a single exon. The record is from RefSeq and is a predicted model, not a curated record.
AUGGUUUUAGAGGCUACCGUGUUGAUAGUGGACAAUUCUGAGUUCUCAAGGAAUGGAGAUUUCCCAAGAACCAGAUUUGAAGCUCAAAUCGAUGCAGUAGAGUUUUUGUUUCAAGCAAAACGUAAUAGUAAUCCUGAGAAUUCCAUUGGAUUGAUAUCUUCUGCAGGCAGUAACCCUCAGGUUUUAUCGACUUUCACGCCUGAAUUUGGUAAAAUCCUCGCUGGUCUGCACGAAACUUCGAUUGGCGGAGAAACAAGAUUAAGCACUGCGAUUCAGAUUGCAGCUUUAACACUGAAACAUCGUCAGAAUAAGGUCCAGCAUCAGCGAAUCAUCGCUUUUGUGUGCAGUCCAUUGCAAGAGGAUAGAGAGGAACUUCUGAGACUGGCGAAAAGACUGAAGAAGAAUAAGAUCGCUGUGGAUGUGGUCAAUUUCGGCGAAAUUGAAAGUAACACGUCCAUCUUGGAGGAAUUCAUUCAAACUGUCAAUAAUCCUCAGGAAGAAGGCAGCCAUAUUGCCACUAUAUCGCCGGGGCCUAGACUCCUAUAUGAACAUAUCGCCGCCUCUAGUAUAGUGCUGGAAGAGGGAGCAGAAUCUGGAUUUGGCGGUGUUGGCGGCGCUGGUAUGGGAGGCGGUCAGGAUUUCAUGGACUUUGGGGUUGAUCCCUCGAUGGACCCGGAGCUUGCACUGGCAUUACGUUUAUCAAUGGAAGAAGAACAGACAAGACAGCAAAGGCUUAGACAGGAAGAGGGGAACGGCACGAAAAACGAAAACCCGCCUUCUCAGUAG